CCUACUACAUCUCUCAUCAACCGCUCGUGACUCGGGUACUGUUCUGAGGAGCCACUUUAGUUUGCGUUUGUUGCCCGUGAAGGAUGCCUUCUGCCAAUCCUAAACUAGAGAAACAGGCCUCUACGGAGACCGCGGAACCCAUACGCCAAGCGAUCGUCGUAAUCGAGCACAAGAUACGCAAUCUCGAGAAGCGUAAGGGUAAACUAGAGUCAUACAGGGAUCUGCAGAAGAACGGGAGGGAGUUAAACUCUGACCAGAAAACAGCAGUUGCUAAAUAUGACGAAGUGCUACAGACCUUGGACAUUACCCGGGAAAUGUAUAAGCAAAUUGUUGGUAUCGCCAAUGAUGCAGUCAAACAGCAAAAGAAGUUGGCGCGGAAGGAGGCCCUUGAGCGGAUGCAACAAGAUAUUGCAAAAGUGCGAGAGGUGCUUGUUAUUCAGGAUACCUUGAUAAAUAUGGGUACUGAUUCUGCUAGAGAUGAUUUUGUUAAUGGCAAGAAUGGUGCUAUAAAGCUGUCGGAAGAGGAAUUAAAGUGCCUAGACAGCUUUUAUAAUGAACUAACAAUGAAACAUCAAUGUGAAGAGGGAGAACCAACCUUUUUUCAACAAGCCCAAAAAGUUGCAGAACAUUAUGUUGCACUUGUUGAGGGAAAACAACGUGAAAUAGUUGGCACUACAUAUAACAAGUUGAAGGACAUCAUCACAAACAUCAGUCAAUGUGGCUAUUUUGAUCAGGCCCACGAAUCUGAGGCAAUACCUGUAGAAGAGGUUACUGAAACAUUAACUGAAACACAAGUUACUGAUGGACCAAUGGCACAGGAACAAGUCAACGAAGAAUACAAUAAUAACGACAGGCACAUUCCACCAGAAUCUAUGAUACCCAUUCCAAAUUUUCCUGUUCAAGUUGCCCCACUUCCUGUUGUUUCUGGUACCGCGUCAGUUUCAGGACCUAUUCCGGUCGUAGCGCAACCUAUACCACCGCAUCCAGCUGCCACAGUUGAUACUCCUUACUACACGACCGCUACCAGCUUUGUCCCACAACAGCAGCCACAACAACAGAAUCAGCAAUCUCAACAGCAACCACCGCCGGCUUCUAGAAUCAACGAUGUCAUAGGGACACCUAAUUUCUUCUUCUUGCAGGAGUCUGAGCUCGAUUCGCCGGACGUCACGUCACAGACACCUAUUGUGUCACACAUUCCUCCUGCGGUUAAUGCGCCGAUUCCAUCGCAGACCUUCACGAAUCAGAAUUUUGCAAAUGCGCCCGUUGGCGUACCCCAGCAAGUUAUAUACCAGCACCAACCACCGCAAGAUAUGUCACACAUUCCCGGAUUUGCAAAUCCUAAUCCACCACCACCAAUCCCGAUGCCACCUUCUCAUCAGCAAGCAAACAUGCAAUAUAGUCCGCAGCAUCCAACUGGUUUCCAGCCGCAACAGUCACAGCAGCAAAAUGGAGGGCAGCAGUUGUCCCAGCCAGGACAGACGCAAAAUUUUGAACAGACGCCUCAUCAACAGCAAGAACCUCAAGUAUCCACGGAGGAGAAAACUGAAAAUGGUUCGAGUGAGACUAAUGUUGCUAUGGAAUCAGAGUUGGAACAGCAAACUGAAUCAGUCGAUUGGUGUCAGAUGACUGAAACUAAUGAUUGGAGUCAACCUGAUCAGCAACAGCCGUCUAUUCAAGAUCCCCAGCAAACGCCACAGCAGCAAACAACUCAACAAACUUGGGCUGAGCAACGUGGCGGAUAUAGAGGAAGAGGGGGCAGAAGAGGAACCUCAAAUGGCUAUAAUGGCAGAGGCAGGGGAAAUUAUCAGCAAAAUGGUCGUGGAGGACAAGGCACAUAUUAUCGCAACGAUAGUAAUUAUCAAAACGGAUAUCAACAACGCUCCUGGGUAAACAACGACGGAAAUAAUGGAUACAAUAGUGGCUUCAAGCGUGGUGGUAAUGGACCUAGGGGAGGUUCACGAAGCGAACGCGGCAUGGACAGGGGUCGCGGACAAUUUCGCGGUCAAAGGGGGGGUAAUCGAGGUGGAUACGCUCCACGUGGCAAGCCCCAUACGCAACAAUAAAAAAAAGAAAAUAAAAAGAACGCAACAGCAUAUAAAUGCACAGUGGAAUGUUAUUAUGAUUUACAACCAUGAUUCAACUGUCUUAUUUAUGAAAAAGCUUAAGUCGAAAUAAUGCAUUUGCAACAAAAAAUAAGACUCAAAGUUUAGAUACCAUGCAGUAUCGCGUGCAUGAGUAUUAUACAUAAUAAUUUUGAUAUUAAACAAACAAUCUUUAAGUGAGAUGUAGUUUUUGUAAUAUACAGAAAAAUCUGUAUAACAUAUUUUUUAUCUAUUAUACUCACACGUUGCAUUAAGGUUCCUAGUCCCUCGUUGCGGAACUUGAUUGAUAACUUUAAAAGUGAGAAAACCUACAUACAAAAUUCUUACGUAUUAUUUCUAGAGAAAAAGAUAUUUGUAUGAAACAAUAAUUGAGGUCGCUAGAACAUACUUGUAUAAUGCUCGAAUACUAUGUUUCUUUUGUGAAAAUCAAUAGCUAUAAAAUGACUAAUAUAUAAAGUUGAUCAUACAAAAUGAUAAUGCAUGUGCAUGACUAAGUUUUAUCAGUCAUAUAAUUGUUGAUUGAUGUCAAAGGGGAAACACAACAUUUGAAAUAUUUUACAAGUAUGCUUUCUUUUACAAAUAAUGAUCUAAAGUAUUUUUUCAUAUGGAUAUCUUUUUAUUUGGGAAUGAUAUACAAGAAUUUUCAGCGAUCAUUUCUCACUUCUGACGUUAUUAUCUAAUAUGGCGAGCAUUCAGGAGCCUUGUAAUUUCAUGGGAAAAAAGUUGAUUAGUUAUAAAAUGAGACAGUUUUGCAUUUAAUGCAAUACAUACGUCACAUGUUGCGAUGUCAUAUGAUAAAAAGAAAAUUCGACGGAACCCCUCAAACGCGUGUACUAGUAUUUACUGGAGCUUACGGCUUAGGAUAUUUCUUAAAUAUGACAUUGAACGAAACUUUGCAUUUGAAUUUGGUAUUUGCAAUCACAGAGAUUAAAGUUGAUACGAAGAUAACAGAAGGAACAUUGUGAUAUAAAGGAAGCUGUACCAAAUUCAGAAAUGUGAACCUACCAUGCAAGUAUUAUUGUGUUGUGACAGAAGGCAGGUUUCACAGGGCAACAACAGCUAAUCUGUAAAGAUUAGAAAAAAUAUAUAAUAAUUUUAUUAUAAAAAAACAAAAAAAAACAAGAACUUACCUAACAAAUAUUUCACGCAGAGACAAAAACGUAUUUAAAGAGUAACAUUAAGAUGAUUAUAAGUAUAUAGGCGAUCUGCACGACCAUCUCUUCGUCUUGCGGCGCAAUCGUUCCAGAGAGAAUUUUCUAAGAUACCAGAAAAAAGAGGAUACAGCGAGCAAUGCCUUCUACUGCUAAAUAUUAUAUCUUCUUGACUUCAUGCCCCGAUCUGCUGGAAAGCGAUUAUGUAACUUUUCUUUAGGAGCAGAAAUGUGAGAAGUUCGUACAACUUGACUUUAAUCGUCACAUAACUUUCUAAACUACAAAAAAUAUGUAAAACUUUUAAUAUUUCCACUACUAGAAAAAAGUUACAUGAUCACUUUGAUUAGUGUAUGAAUUUGAGAGACUUAACGAGAUAGAUAAUUAACAAAGAUUAAAAAAUUUUAUGGAGAGAUUUAAGUAGUUCAAGUUAUAAGUGAUUCACGGAUAUGUAAAAUCUAAAAGGCAUUUUUCACAUAGUAUGAUAUAUGUCAUGACACUAUGUAUAAACCGCGUCGCUCUCGCUUCUGUUUUUUCUGUGUGAUUCCAAAAAUUCUUCACGGUCGUCGCCUAGGCAAUUAGCCAAACGAAAGAGAUCGCGGUGCAAUGUCCUUUAACGAUAUAACAUAUAUUACCUGAUUUUUUUUGUAUUACGAAACAAAGGAAGAAUAAGAGUAAAUGAAUGAUUAUUUUUAAACCAGAGGAAGCGACAGGUGCGCGGGGCUUAGAGUGUAAGUCGAGUUCGGUAUAUAAUUAUUAAGAGAGAUUGAUUUAAAGAUUGAGGAAGAAAGAAAAAAAGAAUAUACGCGCUUUUCACAGCGCACUGCCGAAUAAGUCAUGCUCCACAUCGCUAAACAUGCAAUGAAGAAUACCAUUUAAUAGUA
This is a messenger RNA of Harpegnathos saltator (Jerdon's jumping ant), 4134 nucleotides long. RefSeq names its product caprin family member (gene Capr). Lineage: Eukaryota; Metazoa; Arthropoda; Insecta; Hymenoptera; Formicidae. The record is from RefSeq and is a predicted model, not a curated record. The transcript is spliced from 6 exons. Bases 84 to 2063 code for a protein of 659 amino acids. Gene Ontology annotation, cellular component: cytoplasm. Gene Ontology annotation, molecular function: RNA binding.